AUGGCAGUACUUUUCACUUCUACGAGAGGUAUCCUCGCCUUGAUUUGCUUUCUCAUUCUCAACCCCCUGGCCAGUGCCUGCUGGGGAAACUCACCCUGCAAUGGACCAUUGGAAGCUUCCUUCCCUGGUCCGUGGGAAAAUUACAUGCACUCGCCAUCAUCUCGCCUCGUCUCACCGAAAUCAAUCCUCAAUUCCGAUACCAGCUUCCAGACUCGGUACCCGAGUCUUUCAAAACUUGCAGGAAAUGGCUCCCUCGUGAUAUUUGACUUUGGACAAGAAGUCGGUGGAAUAGUCAACAUCAACUACACAACCAACGGAGCGGGGACUCUCGGCCUCGCAUUCACGGAGGCCAAGAACUUCACUGGUUUCAAUUCAGACGAAUCAAACGGCGGUUCGACUCCAGAUGGUGCACUUCUCAUUGAUAUCUCAUCCGAUGGCUCAAAAACUUACUCCAUGCCUCUGGACAAAAUGCGCGGAGGGUUCAGGUAUCUGAGUGUUUUCACUCUCACCAACUCAACCGAUUUCAACGUUACCGUUGAUACCGUUGAUGUGGAGAUCACCUUUCAGCCUUCGUGGCCUAAUCUCAGGGCGUAUGGUGGUUAUUUCCAUUCCAGUGAUGAGCUGCUGAAUCGCAUUUGGUAUGCCUGUGUCUAUACGCUUCAAGCGAAUAAUAUCCCGCCUACUUCUGGUCGAACGUGGCCAGCACCUACUCAGGGAUGGGAAAAUGAUGCAGACCUGGGACUUGGAUAUAGUGUUCUGGUGGAUGGGGCAAAGCGCGACCGGGCUGUUUGGGCGGGUGAUUUGGGAAUCUCUGUCCCUGCUUCUCUUGUUGGCCUUGGGGACUUUGAGAGUAGUAAGACUUCUCUGAACAUUCUCUAUAUUAACCAGGAUCCGACUACCGGAGAGCUUCCAGAAGUUGGACCGCCGAUCAACUUCUUUGGCUCGGAUAGCUAUCAUCUGGCAACGAUGAUCGCGACACAUGAUUACAUAUUGUACAGUAAUGAUAUGGAGUUCCUCCAGUCAAUCUGGCAGAACUAUACGCAAGCAAUGACCUUCAUCAUCUCCCGAAUUGAUAGCACCGGCCUGCUCAAUGUCACGGGUUCUUCUGGCUGGGGUCGAUCUGCAGAUGCAUCCGGUUACAACAUCGUCGGAAACAUGCUCAUGUACGGAGCCCUGCAGACUGGCGCAGUCCUGGCGAUUUGGGCCAAUCAGUCAGAUCUAGCGAAGGAAUGGGAGACUACGGCGUCGAGACUGAAAAGUGCGGUCAACUCUCCAAGCUACAACUGGGACCCAUCAGUUGGCGCAUUUAAAAACAAUCCUACCGACAUUAUGUUCCCCGAGGACGGCAACAGUAUUGCCCUCUUAUAUGGCGGUGCGAAUAGUUCCACCUCGUCAAACGUCAGCGACUACCUCACUACCAACUGGGGCCCCAUCGGCGCCGAGACACCAGAGAUGCCGGGUACCAUCUCACCAUACGUCGAGAGCUAUGAAGUGAAAGGAAACUUCAAGAUUCGAAAUACAAAACGUGCUCUUGAUCUCAUCCGUCUCAGUUGGGGCUGGUACAUCAACAAUUUAAUGGGAACUGGCAGUUCAAUGAUCGAAGGGUACAAUGUAGAUGGCUCGUUCCUGUAUACUGCUAACGAAGGGUACGACAAAUCGGGCUCGUAUAUUUCACAUGCGCACGGGUGGAGUACUGGACCUGUUGACGGGUUGGUCUCGUAUGUGGUUGGGCUUCAGCCUACUGCCCCGGGUGGUGCGAAUUGGACUCUGGCCCCGCAGAAGGGUGAUCUGAGUUCUGCACAAGGUGGGUUCACGACGCCGCUGGGGAGAUUCUCGGCGAGUUGGGAGAUCCAAAACACUGGUUUCAUUCUUCAAUUUGAUACUCCGGCGUCCACUCAGGGGCUGAUGCAACUUGAGGUUUCCAACUCGGCGAAAGUUCUUGUUGAUGGACAAGCGUAUCCGAUAAAUAGAGACCCUGUCACUGGGCUUUCGGAGAUUAGUGUGUCUGGUGGUAAGCAUGUUGUAAUUUUGCAAUAG
Molecule: messenger RNA, 2037 nt
Organism: Penicillium atrosanguineum
Lineage: Eukaryota; Fungi; Ascomycota; Eurotiomycetes; Eurotiales; Aspergillaceae
Exons: 3
Coding region: 1-2037 (678 amino acids)
Biological process (GO): carbohydrate metabolic process
Source: RefSeq, a predicted model, not a curated record